AAACACUUGCAAUGUCUAUGAAACGAAUUAGCUAAUAACUAAGGGAGAUAAGAAAUUAUAAAAGUUGAAGAAGUAUUGUCUUUGUGUUUAACAGCGUCAGAUCAACGAAUUCAGCAAGCGAAUGUCUUUUUAAAUACGAACCGAAAGGACGAAUAUCAUCCAGACUCCCCAACAAGUUGAGAUCUAUAAUACAAAGCUUAUUAAAUGCCCGCGCAAUCUUUCAAGAUGGCAGAAACUAUUGAUGCAAUGAGUUUAAUUUACAGACCAAGUCACGAUGUUGUGCUACUCUAUGCACAUCCCAGCAUGCAUAAGCUUGCCAGGCGCAUUGCAGAAUGCUGCCAGCUUGUCACAUCUAGGUCAAGGUCAUCAAGUGAUUCCUUCAACCUUUCUUCAUCAUCCUCUUCUUCCUGCAACAUGGCAUUAGAUGAAUCCCUAAUGAAUGAUAUUUUAGGAUUUAACCCUUUAGCUCCUGAUGAUACAAAACCAGAUCCAAGAGAAAAUAAGAUAAUCAAAUUUAAUGUGGAUGGCACAUCUGAUGAAUCAGAUUUACAAGAUGCUCCAUCACCAUAUACAGGUAAGGCCUCAAAGCAGAAAAAGAACUUUGUCCCUGUGAUAGAUGAUACUAAUGAUGAAACUUCAGAUUCUGCGAAACGGCAGUCACCUGUCUUGCCCGAUAUCACAGGUUUUCAAGAGGAAGUCGAUCCUGGACAGUCUGAUCGCAUUAAUGAAGAGUCACGCAUUAAAAGUAAACACAAGAACUCAUCAAACAAUAAGGGUGCUAGAGAGACUUUACCAGAUUCUGCAACCAAACCAGUGGUACAGAAUAACUCAGCAUGCAUGUACCAAGAGAACAAAGAGUUAACUAGGGAUAUUCAGGAUACUAGACCACCCCGCAGGGUGGAAUUUCGAGACACUAUUAAGUGGAAUAAAUUUGCAGAUGGCUAUCCUAACUUAUUUAUUGAAGAUGUGAAAUACAUGGCUGGAAAAGAUGUGAUAUUCAUUGGAAGUUUUCACUCCACCGAAAUAAUCUUUGAGCAACUUUCUGUUUUGUAUGCUUUCCCCAGGUAUCUGUCUAGGUCUUUUCACUUCAUCUUGCCCUACUUUCCAACAGGCACCAUGGAAAGAGUGGACACAGAGGGGCAGAUAGCCACAGCCAAAACCCUGGCCACUCUGUUGUCAUCCAUACCACUUAGUGCUCAAGGACCAGCACAAAUCAUUAUCUAUGACAUUCAUGCACUACAGGAGAGGUUUUAUUUCUCUGAUAAUGUCAUACCAAGGCUCGAGACAGCAAUUCCAUUGUUGCAGAGGGUGCUUAGUGCUCACCGUCACAAAGACAAACUCUCACUGGCCUUCCCAGAUGAUGGUGCAUACAAAAGGUUUCAUUCCUAUUUUCCUGACGAUGAACGUUUGAUAGUCUGCGCCAAGAAGCGUGUCGAAGGAAACAAAAGAAUCGUCACUAUUAAAGAUGGGAAUCCAAAUGGCAGGCAUGUAGUCAUCAUUGAUGAUCUGGUACAGUCAGGGGGCACUUUGAUAGAAUGUGCCAAAGUUCUUAUCAAGCAAGGGGCCAAAUCUGUGAGCGCUUAUGUCACCCACCCAGUGUUUCCCAACCAGUCCUGGAAGAACUUCAUCAAAUGUGAUCCUCCCUUCUCUAACUUCUGGAUCACCAACUCCAUCCCUCAUGCGGAAGAGAUCUGCAAACACAGGCCGUUCACACUUCUGUCUCUGAGUGACAUCAUAGCAGACAAUCUUCUGGGCUUUGACCUCCGACCCCGCUAAUCAACAGUAUCAUAUCAAGCUGUUUUUUUGUAUUAUCUGUGAUUUAGGUUUAUAGAAAAUUUAAAAUUUUCUAAUGCUUAAAACCAAUUUUAUAACACAUAUUUUCCCUGUGAAACUGUAUUGUGUAAUUUUUAAAAUGUGUUGCAACUAUAGCAUGUAGACAGUUUUUUUCUUAUAUUUAUAGGUCAGAGGUUUAACACUUUGUGACAUAUAUAGGUUAGAGCAUUCAUAUUUUGAGCCACUAUACAUUUAUUUUUUGCACAUGUAGAAAAGUAGAAUCUAGACUAAAUCUAAACAAUAUAUCCUUCCAAAAUGUGCCAGUUUCAGUUUAAAAUAUAUAUCGUUUUUUUUUUUUUGUUGUUUUUUUAAACUUGAACUUACUUUUACCUAAAUGAGGAUCUUAAAGUUUAAAAAAAAAUUUCUGUAAAGCAAAAUUUUAACCUCAGAGACAAACAUAAAAACUCAGGACUAGAGUUUCAAGCUUUUUAGAGCAAGACUAGACCAUAGCUUGCCUGAACUAGAUCGAGUAAGAAAAUAAAUUAACAUAACAAGCUAUUAUCACAUAAAAUAGCCUGAACUUGCCAGGGACUUAGUCUGAAAACAAAAACAUAAACAUAUUUUGUUUCUAUUUACGACAAAUUACGAGAUUGAAAGGAAUUAGAUUGUGCUGAUUAGGUUGUAGAAAAUUUUAAAUUGAUUUGAAAAACCCAUUACAUUUGACAAAUUAAUUUUUAACAUGCGUCAAGUUAUGUUAAUUAAAUUUUACUUUGCUUAGAAUCAGACUGAUAGCCAUUGGUGUUCAUGUACAAUUUUGAUAUUGUCAUUAAAACGUCAAAGUUACAUUUUUUUUUUAUUUCAGGACCAAACGCAUUUGAAAGCCUGAGGUUCUCAUCGGGUAGAGAAUCUUAUAGUUGAUAUUGCUCUGUAUCACUUUUUAUUACUUAUAAAGAUUUUGCCUAUGUUUGUAUUACAAGUAAGUAAUUCUAAAUAUUUAGCCCACCAAAAAUAAAAUGAAUUGGACUGUUAUAUAUAAGUAAACCUUUGAUAUUUUAAACAUUAAAUUAGACCAUUCAUUGGGUCAUCUUAUUCAUAGUCAUCUCUUGAGACUACAAUCUUUCUUUUUUUUUUUUUUUUUUUUUUUUGGAUGGUACUACCCAAUUACAGGCACCUCUUUAUUCUUUGACAUUCUUACAACCUGACCAUCCUAGUAUCAUUUAUUUAAAAUUGUGGCACUAUGGAAAGGUUGUAGAGCUGGUAUUGUUCCUUGAUCAUGUGUAUCUGCCUUCUGGUAUCAUCAAACACUGCUCCAUAUAUUUUCUAAAAACUUUCACAGGCUAAAUUAAACUGUCUGAAUCAAGAAAAAUCCACUAGAUUUUGAUAGUCUUUUCAGGACAAAAUGAAAGAAUUUUGUCAUUUACAUUUUUCUAUAAUCAGUUAGUUUGCUUCUCAGUGGAUUGUUCAUCAUAAACUAUUUAAAAAUCUUGUCUUAUAAAUUACAGCUCAAUCUAAAUAUUUACUAGAAUUUACAUUUAAUGUCUAAAUCUUAGGUGGUCUUUUUUCUAUAUUUAAAAAAAUCAUGUUCUUAUUUCAAGAGGAGCAUAUUCUCAAGCCACAAACUAUUCUCAAACCACAAACAUGCUUUGAUCCAUAUUUUUUUUUUCGUGUGUAAAUAUUUUUAGUGUAUUAGUUAGUUCAUAAAUAUUCAAAACAUUCUUUUUAUUUCAGUGACACUGACCAUAAAAUUUCUUUUAACUUUUUUUUUAGUUCAUUGUGUUUUUUUUUUUGAAUCAAUGCAUUAUGUCUGGGGACCAUGUAAUUGAAACACAUCAAAAGUUAAGAGUUUGAAUUAAUGCAUUAUGUCUGGGGACCAUGCAUUAUGCUCUAAACUACUUUCUGUUUCAUCUUGUUUAUGUAUUGAUAGCAGUGUGACCAUAUCUUUAUAUGUGAUAGAAUACAGCUACAACUAUUAACUUCAUUCUACUUGAUGUUAUAAUGUGAGUCUUUGGAACCUGUAGAUUAGACACAUUGUACUUCAUUAUGGCAUCAUCUCAUUCAGUUUUUAUUUAUUAAAAAGCUUAUAUCAAAUCACUCCGUCUGUCUGUCUGUCUGGGCAAAAUCUUGUACACAUUAUUUCUCUCACUUAUCAUUCUCAGAUCAAGUUGAAACAAUUAUUCCUUGUCGCUGACAGCCCAUGAAUUAAAAAAAAAUGUGUUAAUCAAUUAGUUGUAACUAAUUUAUUUAGUUUUAUAUGGAAAAUGAACUAAGCUAAUGGGAGAUAACCCUUGCAAUAAUGAGAGUUAUGGUAGUAAAUGAACUGUGCCCCCCUCCCCCCGAGCGAGAAUGGGACUCCUGUCAAUAUGCAAGAUAGCAGAUGCAUAAAAGUCAUAAGACAAAAGACAAGUAGAGUAACUUACUGUCAGAUAAGUUGAAAGAAAAUGUCUUUGUUGAUGAAGGCCUCUUGGCCCAAACAUCCUGCCUUUUUUCUUUGGUCCAGCAGGAUUUCCUAUUUAUAUAUGUCUAUGGUAUUUUCUAUAAAAUAAGUUUUUGUAGCUCUGCUGCUGCUAAGCACAUAUUGGAAACAGUUCAUUUAAUGUGUCAAUCUUUUAAAGCAGAUGGAAUCCAACAUUUUCCUUGAACAGCUUCCAUAACACACAUUGCUGAUAGGAGAAUAAUUAGCUCUUCUUGAGACUUGAUUGAUACUAUUUAUAUUACAUAACAACUGAACCUUUUUUUUUUUUUUUUUUUUUUUUUUUUUUUUUUUUUGUACAGGUAUCUACUAAACAAUGUUUUAUAAAAUUUAUUUUUAUCUACAAAAGUUAGAAAAAAAGUAUAGUUCCCCAUUCGGUCUUUACGGAAGAUGAUUAAAGGUCAUCUGUUUCUGUGGCACACUGUUUAUGAGGGGGGGGGGGGUCAUGUGGCCAGCACAUUUACUUUUCACCAACUAAUGUCACAUACUACAUAAUGUGGACUCAUAGAUGCCUAAAAGAUCUCGAAAUGAAAAAUUCCAGGUUCGAAAGCCAAGCACUUUACCCCUCAGCCACGAUGCCUCCAAAAAUAAGCUGGAAAAAAAGUUAUUUUGUAGUUUUCAAUAAAACUGUUUAUUGUUAAUAUUUUGUUUUAAACAUGUUGACUUUCUUAUCUAUGUUGCCAUUAAAUAAAUAAUAAAUUAAAAAAAAAAACAUGAAAAAAA
Biomphalaria glabrata is the source of this 4966-nucleotide messenger RNA. RefSeq lists its product as uncharacterized. Gene Ontology annotation, biological process: 5-phosphoribose 1-diphosphate biosynthetic process; purine nucleotide biosynthetic process. Gene Ontology annotation, cellular component: ribose phosphate diphosphokinase complex; cytoplasm. NCBI's taxonomy places the organism in Eukaryota, Metazoa, Mollusca, Gastropoda, Planorbidae. Gene Ontology annotation, molecular function: magnesium ion binding; ribose phosphate diphosphokinase activity. Bases 205 to 1776 code for a protein of 523 amino acids. The record is from RefSeq and is a predicted model, not a curated record. The transcript has 10 exons.